AUGCCCGCUGCCAUAACACGAAGGGAAGCUACUACUGCACAUGCAAGCCAGGAUACAGGCCUGGUUCUGGGGCAACAAAGUUUAGUAAUGCAAGUGAGAACACGUGUCAAGAUGUGGAUGAUUGUCAACCAGGGCAAAACUCCUGCCACAAAUCCACCCAAUGCCACAACACCGAGGGCAGCUAUGAGUGCCUCUGUCGCCCAGGCUGGAAGCCGGUUCCUGGGUCCCCCCAUGGCCCACACAACACCAUCUGUGAACAAGAUAUCUCCUUCCCCACCUGGACCCCGCCCCCUGAAAUCAAGAGCCAGAAUCUCUCUCGCUUCUUUGAAAGAGUCCAGGACCUACGCAGAGACUUCAAGUCUGCUUCAGCCCAGGACACCAUCCAGGACAUCAUACAGGAGGUGGAUAAUCUCCUGGAGAACCCGGGGGACCUGCUUACCCUGCCUCCUUCAGAGCAGCACUGUGCUGACUGGCUGGGAGCACAUCCUGAGAGAGCUGAGCAAGGCCUUGUCCAAUGGGACACUGACCUUCAGGACAACUGCAGGAACAGAACUGUCCCUGGAGGUGAAGAAGCAAGGAGACAAGAAUGUCACCCUGAGAAUUAAUCAGGCAAAGAUGCUGGUGAACUGGGAUGUGGUGCAAAACUCAGGUGGCUCAGGCCCUUCUGUCGUGGGCCUUGUCUCCUCUCCAGGGAUGGGUAAGUUGCUGGUUGGGGCCCCCCUAGUACUGGAAACUGAGGAGCAGUCAGUUCUGCAUGAGACACACAAGGGCCUGCUGCAGGAAGUCUCCCCCGUCCUGCUCUCAGAUGUCAUAACAGCCUUCGUGAGCAAUACCGACACUCAGAACCUCAGCUCCCCAGUCACCUUUGAAACUCCCAUGCAUGUUUCACCUAAAAGAAAAUAA
Messenger RNA from Myotis davidii, 903 nucleotides. Its product is annotated as adhesion G protein-coupled receptor E2-like. The coding region runs from base 1 to 903 and encodes 300 amino acids. The transcript has 7 exons. The record is from RefSeq and is a predicted model, not a curated record. Gene Ontology annotation, cellular component: membrane. NCBI's taxonomy places the organism in Eukaryota, Metazoa, Chordata, Mammalia, Chiroptera, Vespertilionidae. Gene Ontology annotation, molecular function: G protein-coupled receptor activity.